GCUCAGCCGUCCAGUUCGGAUUCCGAUUCCAGUGACGAUGGUGUUUCCGCGGUCGCGAUGAAAAGGGGCUUAUCGUUAGUUACGUUAGAUGGUUCCUCGUGUGCGAAGGCUUUUUGUGGUGAGGAGGCUUUCGAUGCUCAAGGUGAUGUUGCUCCUAAUGGAUUGAAGCGGAAGCUCCCGUUGUCCAAUGGUGAUGGUGUAGUCGCUCUUGGAAUGGUUCCAUGCAGACGUCGUGCUUCCGCUCCGUUCUCUGCCAUUGUUGAUAAUGGUGUUGAAGAACCACCGUUAAAAAGGAAUAAGGGUAAUUCCGGUGAUGGUCGCCGAAAUUCCGUUCCGUUUCGUCGUGUUACCGAAGAUUCCGUGAGGUUGGAUCCUCGUCUGGCUGACAAUUCUUUCGAUGCCAAGCCAAAAGCACAAGGUUCGUGGGGCGAACGUGCCAAUCGUGAUUUCCGGUUUACUCAAGGAAAAACUUUCAAACACGAAAAGACAAAGAAGAAACGUGGUGCCUAUUUCGGCGGUUCUCUUUCUACCGAUGUCUGUUCAUACAAAUUUGAAGACUGA
Echinostoma caproni is the source of this 561-nucleotide messenger RNA. Lineage: Eukaryota; Metazoa; Platyhelminthes; Trematoda; Plagiorchiida; Echinostomatidae. The record is from the annotation of a GenBank genome assembly.